AUGGGAAAGGAAUGCAGUGGUUGUGGUGGUGGUGGCGACAAGGCAAUGGCAUAUCGGAGAAAACAUGGAAUAUCCAGAGCUUCCACUUUCAAGGAAGAGACUCGUUCUCAUGCAGAUUCUCACCCUCGUCCCUCUCUGACCUCUUCCUUAUCCUUCACUCCAUCUUCCUCAUCAUCUUCCUCAUCCUCCCUCGCUGCUCAGGCCAUCAAAGCCUCUACUGCUCGUCGUGAUCCCUCUCUUCACUUUACUUCCGCCAAAUCUGAACAUGACCAUCACAGAUGCAAGAGCACUGAUACUUACGUGGGGGAUGUUUCCAAAUCUGGUGUGUGGGGUGUCCUCGCUCAGAAAGCCAAAGAAAUUCUGGAGGACGAUAAGGCAUCCCCACACCUGCAACGCGACGGCAUCGUCCCUGAAAAACUCAAAAUACACUCUUUGAAUACAUUUGCUCCUCAUGCUCGUCCUCGCGAGGGUAUGGAGAGUAAACUAGCACAACCCAGAUCUCCAAUCAAGCUAAAAGGAAUUUCUCCAAAGGGCUCAAAGUCAAACCAAGCUCCUAGGAAGUGGAAUCCAUGGCAACAACCAGCUCAGACAGGAGACCCUCAAACUAUCCAUGAAACACAACUCAAGGCAUCUCGCGACGUGGCAAUGGCAACAGCAGCCAAAGCAAAAUUACUUCUGCGAGAGCUAAAAACCGUUAAAGCAGAUUUGGCUUUCUCUAAAGCACGGUGUGCUCAACUAGAAGAAGAAAAUAAAAUACUCCGCGAUCGUGAGGGCAGCGAGAAGGGACAAAACGUCAACCGUGCAGAUGAUGAUUUGAUCCGGCUUCAACUGGAGACACUUCUUGCUGAGAAGGGUAGGUUAGCUAGUGAGAAUGAGGUAUAUGCCAGGGAGAAUCGUUUUCUACGGGAAAUUGUGGAGUACCAUCAGUUGAGUAUGCAGGACGUGGUGUAUUUUGAUGAAAGCAUAGAAGGCAUGGAAGAAGUCACAGAACUUUAUCCCAUAGAUACCAGUUGCACUACUGCCAGUGGAGUUCCAAGGGUACAGUUGCCCAAGUCCCCACGCUCCCCCUUAUAUCAUCAAGGCUCACAGACAAAAUCAAUAUUUUCUGUGUCACCACAACAACAUCAACAACAAGACGAAGAAGAAGAUAUGAAUAUUAUUACAUCACAAUUAGAUGAGGUUCCUCCCAAUAUCUCACUUUCUAAAGAUAAGCGUGCAAUGCCAAAGUAA
Sphenostylis stenocarpa is the source of this 1230-nucleotide messenger RNA. NCBI's taxonomy places the organism in Eukaryota, Viridiplantae, Streptophyta, Magnoliopsida, Fabales, Fabaceae. The record is from the annotation of a GenBank genome assembly.